CUCGCGCACACAGAGCAAGUACCACCACCACACACAAAGUCCUUUUUAUUUUUCUCUCCCCUUCCCUUUUUCCCUUGCUUUCCACGCACAGCCUGCUGCUACCCAAUCCGCCCCCCACACAAACACACCACACACACCCUCCUCACCUCUCAGGUUUCGUGUCUCCUCUUUGCCUGAGCUUCCCAGACCUGAACAUCAUCGUCACAAAAUCCAAACACCUGGCCUUCUCUCGUCCUACAACCUUUUCCGCCUUUAUAUCUCAAGAACUGCCCACAUCUCUAGCUUCUGCCAGAGCUACUCGCUACCUCCUACUUGACGCAAACAAGCAAAACACCUACCUCAACCCCACGCAAGCUUCGAUUUCUUGAAACGCCCGUAGCUUUCCCACGAAGUCCCGCCAUCACACGACAUCUCUUCCCCGACCGCCACCCUUUCUCCUUUCCUCCAAACACAACACCAACAUACACACACACACACAUACACACACACACAUCUUCGUUGCCAUCUCUCGCAAUGUCUGACUUCCCGGACGCGCCCACCUCCGCUCCAUCGGCCAACGGCAGCACCUACAUCCAGGCAACCAAGGAGAACGCUGCCGCUGCCUACCAGCAGGUUUCAAACGGCCCCGUCGCCCAGAGUGUCAAGGACCAGUCCGCAAAGACUUCCGACGAGCUCGGUAACCUUGCUGCCGCUCGCAGAACGCCCUCCAACCCUGCUGCCACCGGCCAGCCCCUGACUCACUACCAUUCUUUCUUCUUCGAGCUUAUCUCGUGGAACAACCCUCGUGCUUCGGCAAUUGCCUACAGCUCCAUCGUCACCCUCAUCUUCGCCGCCCGUUAUCUCGAUGUCCUGCGAUACAGCCUGAAGCUCACCUGGAUGGUGCUCGGCACCACUGUCCUUGCCGAGCUCGCCGGCAAGCUUGUCCUCAACAACGGCCUCGCUUCCCAGCUUCGCCCCAGACGCUACUACGUCAUCCCUAGAGAGACGCUCGAUGCCGCCAUAGGAGACGUUCACGAGCUCAUCAACUUCUUUGUGAUUGAGGCUCAGCGCAUCGUCUUUGCUGAGAACGUUGGUGCUUCUGCUGCUGCCUUCAUCGGUGCCUUCAUCGCCUACUACCUCGUCAAGAUCGUUCCCUUCUGGGGCCUUUCUCUCAUCGCCACCACUGCUCUUUUCAUGGUUCCCCUCCUGUACACCUCCAACCAGGAGCUUAUCGACGCCCAGCUCAACCGCGCCGGCGAGCUGAUUGGCCAGCAGACAAGCCAGUUCCGCAGUGUCGCCAGCAAGCACACUGCCGAGGCCACCAACAUCACCAAGCAGUACAUGGGCGACUACACCGCCAAGGCUCAGCAGUUGCUCGGCCGCCGUUCCGCUUCUCCUGAGGCUGCCCGCGCCCCGGCCCCCCAAACCCAGACUCCUGCCGAUAUCCGCCCCUCUGUUGAGGAGGAUGACUUUCCUGCUCCUCCCAAGGCCGACUUCCAGUCCGAGCCGGUUGUCCCGGCCGCCGAGGAGAAGACCCCUAUGGUUGCCUCCUAAAGGUUUCGUUCGAUUGGUUUUCUGAGCGUACACAGGCGAGUAAGACAUACAACUGUAUAUCGCUCGCUUGACGACGACAACGGAACGACUCAUGACGAACACGAACAAGAUCACACACACCACCUUUCUCUCUACGACUUUACUGGCGUGGUCUGGUUUGCGGGUUGGUUCUGGCAAGGAGUUUAGUUGCACAUAGUCAGCAACGAAAAGGAUAAUAUCAGAAACUGUCUCCAAGCGGAGGCAAGGGACAUGGAACGAAUUAUCGUGUACGCAUGUAGUGUAUUGGCUUUUGCUUUUUACUUCUCUCUUCAUGGCACACACGGCUUUGGCGAAAGGGGGAUCAUCAGAUUGUCUAGGGGACGCAGAGUAACGAGUUAUUUCCACACCAAACCGUGUACACCCCUUGUGCGUGAGAUAUCAACCCACUCCCGAGUAAACUCAUGAACCCAACGUGACUUACUAAUUCAGUGAGGCGCUGCGGUGCGUCUCAAACGUGAC
Colletotrichum destructivum is the source of this 2031-nucleotide messenger RNA. RefSeq lists its product as uncharacterized. The record is from RefSeq and is a predicted model, not a curated record. The coding region runs from base 514 to 1533 and encodes 339 amino acids. The transcript is spliced from 5 exons. Lineage: Eukaryota; Fungi; Ascomycota; Sordariomycetes; Glomerellales; Glomerellaceae.